AUGAGUCGAAGGUAAAAUGCUAAUGAUGAAAACUUGAAUUGGAUUCUAAAAUAUCCAAAUGAAUUUUCAUAAGAAGAUUUUGAAUCUUAACAUAUGCAUGUACUUAAGUAAGAACAAUUUGGGUAAUUAAAAGAAUCAGAUGAAAUUUUGAAUGCAUAACUUUAUACAUUUUGGAAUGGAACAUUAGAAUAUAGUAAAUUUAUAUUAAUGCCAAAUCUAUUAAUCAAGGUAACCAUUUAAAAUACUCUGUUAUAAAUACCAUAAUCUUAAUUUAAUUAAGGAAGUGCUACAUAUUAUUUAUCCUUAUCAGAGUGUACAAUUACAUAGAAAAUGAUUUAACACAGAUCACAAUAAGCAUUUGGUAUGCUCUUAACAAAUUCUAUUGGCACUACCUAUUUAUUCUUUUCCAAUUUUGUAACAUUCAGAACCUGGUAUAAAUAAAUGAAACAAUUUUGUAAACUAACAGGUUUCUUGGAUAAAUAUAAGUUGGGUGACAAAUUAUUACCUGGAUUCUAUACAUGCACAAAGAAAAAGAAGAAAACAUAAUAUACUGUUCAGAUUUAUAAAAGUGAUGAUUUUGAAUAAUGUCAAGAAUUAGAAGAUGCUGUCUAUAAUGAAAUAUAAAUAUUGAGAAGUAUUAAACAUUAAUCCUUACUGGAACUAAAGAGAGUUUAUUAAAAUAAUAAAUAUCUUUUUAUAGUAUAUGAAUAUUAUAAAGGAGAGACCCUCUUUAAUUUAUUGAAUUCUAAUCUCUAAUUACAUGAAGUACAAAUUGCAUCUGUAAAAAUUUAUAAUAAUAAAUAUAGAUUAUCUAUUAAAUACUCCAAGUUGUAAAAUUUCUUAAUUAGCAUCAAUUUUAUCAUGGAAGUAUUAAUCCUUAGAAUGUAUUAAUCAAUUCAUAGCAUCAAAUGCUUUAAAUUACACUUAUUAAUCUCUCAUUUAAGGAAUAUAAGGUUAAUGAUAAAUUAGAUUGGAUUUUGAAUAGAGCAGUUGAAUCUUUCUUAGCCCCUGAGAUCUUUGAAGGUAUUGCACCAAAUAUAUCGACUGAUAUUUAUGCAUUAGGAUGUGUAUUAUAUUUUAUGACCUAUUAUGAUUCAAAAAAAUAUGAAGUAUUUUAAACCUAAUUUAGUUAUAGAUAAAAAAUGAAGAUAAAGAUUUUUAUAAUGUUAUGGACAAUUUUGAGAUUCAAAAUAAUCGUAUAGAUGAUAGUGAACAAUUAUUAAAAAAUGGUUUCUAAUAAAAUUAAUCAAAAAGUAAAGUUAGUUCUUCUUAAUUGGAUCUUCUAAGAAAAAUGUUAGAAACAGAUGCAAGUAAGUAUUUUAUACUAUGAGAUAAAAGAUUAACAAUAAAAGAAGCUACUAAACAUCAUUGGUUUGUGAAUGUAAAAAGUAAAAUUAAAUCUUUAAAAGUGGAAAGAAAAAGAAAAAAACCACUUCCAAGUUUAAGAACUAUUAUUGAAUUAAGAGAAAUGAGUGAAAUGGAUGUGAGAAUGACAAUUAUUUAACAAUAAUAAAGUGGAUUGAAUGCUUUACAUAAUAUGAAUUCUAAAUUAUAAUCAACUCCUUCAAAUACUAAACGUACAUUAAUUUACACUUAACAACCUUCUAAAUUAAGUUAAUUUGUUGCAAAAAAUGAAUUUGAUGAUGAUUAUGAAAGUAAGUAUUCUAUUCUUAAAAUUCAGUUCCUGAUGAAGAUCUUUAUUUAGAAGUCCCAGUGAUUAAUCGUAAAAGAGAACCUAAAAAGAGACCAUCCAAUAUCAUUUUGCUCUGA
Paramecium pentaurelia is the source of this 1770-nucleotide messenger RNA. NCBI's taxonomy places the organism in Eukaryota, Ciliophora, Oligohymenophorea, Peniculida, Parameciidae. The record is from the annotation of a GenBank genome assembly.